AUGAGGCUUCAAGGUGGCGGCCUUGCCAAGGGUCGUCAGUAUUUGCCACAAAUCUUAACGGUGUUGGCCAUAUUCGUUGUUGCUAAUGUAGUGUUGGCAGACCCUUAUGUAUACUCUUCUCCACCACCUCCUUCUCCUUCUCCGCCACCACCUUACGUGUACAAAUCUCCACCUCAUCUCUCACCUUCUCCCCCGCCUCCAUAUGUUUAUAAAUCACCUCCUCCCCCUUCUCCAUCACCACCUCCACCAUAUGUGUAUAAGUCUCCACCCCCUACAUCACCAUCACCACCUCCACCAUAUGUAUAUAAGUCUCCACCGCCUCCCUCACCGUCUCCACCUCCACCCUAUGUGUAUAAGUCUCCACCACCUCCAUCGCCAUCUCCACCUCCACCAUAUUACUACAAGUCUCCUCCUCCACCAUCACCUUCACCACCACCUCCGUAUUACUACAAGUCUCCACCUCCACCUUCACCAUCACCUUCACCACCAUACUAUUAUAAAUCUCCACCACCGCCUUCACCAUCACCACCUCCGCCAUAUUAUUAUAAGUCUCCACUGCCACCUUCUCCUUCACCUUCUCCUCCUCCACCAUCCCCAUCAUCACCCCCACCAUACUAUUACAAGUCUCCACCACCACCUACUAAAUCACCUCCUCCCCCAUACUAUUACAAUUCUCCACCACCACCAGUGAAGUCUCCCCCUCCACCAUAUUACUACUCCUCGCCACCACCACCCAAGAAAUCACCUCCUCCACCAUAUCACUACACUUCUCCACCACCACCAGUCAAGUCACCGCCAACUCCAUACUACUACAAGUCUCCUCCACCUCCAACUCAUUACUAUCCUCCACAUCAUCAAUUCGUGGUCAAAGUUGUCGGAAAAGUCUAUUGUUUUAGAUGCUAUGAUUGGAAGCACCCAAAAAUGUCUCAUGGCAAGAAGCACCUGAAAGGUGCUGUUGUUGAGGUAACUUGCAAGGCUGGUGACAAGAAAAUUGUGAGUUAUGGUACCACUAAGAUCAAUGGAAAAUUUAGCAUCACAGUUGAAGGAUUUGAAUAUCGAAAAUAUGGAGCAAAGUGUAGAAUUCCUACAAACCUUCACUGGGGAAUAAAGGGUGCUAACCUCAAAGUGAAGUCAAAGAAUAAAUAUGAAGUUGUACUCUAUGCAAAGCCAUUUGCUUAUGGAUCUAAGGCACCUUAUGCAGAAUGCAAAAAUCCCAAGCCUACACCUGCUCCAUACUACUAUAAAUCUCCUCCACCUCCAUCACCGACUUACGUUUAUAAGUCAUCACCUCCUCCAUCACCAAAUAUAUUUUUACAAAUCUCCGCCUCCACCAACUAA
Messenger RNA from Solanum stenotomum, 1338 nucleotides. RefSeq names its product extensin-2-like. The coding region runs from base 1 to 1338 and encodes 445 amino acids. The transcript is spliced from 3 exons. The record is from RefSeq and is a predicted model, not a curated record. NCBI's taxonomy places the organism in Eukaryota, Viridiplantae, Streptophyta, Magnoliopsida, Solanales, Solanaceae.